Orycteropus afer afer is the source of this 1441-nucleotide messenger RNA. RefSeq names its product RALY heterogeneous nuclear ribonucleoprotein (gene RALY). Gene Ontology annotation, molecular function: RNA binding. The record is from RefSeq and is a predicted model, not a curated record. Gene Ontology annotation, cellular component: nucleus. NCBI's taxonomy places the organism in Eukaryota, Metazoa, Chordata, Mammalia, Tubulidentata, Orycteropodidae.
CUCCCUUCCGCCCCCGAGUGCGGCGGCACCGCCUCCUUCCGCGUCGCGCGGCUUCCUCCAGACCUCUCGGCGCGGGUGAGUCCUGUUCCCAGAGGCAGCUGGUGCUGGCCCCGUAAUCUAAAGGAAGAAAUAGCUGGCUGAACUCAGCCUUGGUACUGGUGACCACCAUGUCCUUGAAGAUUCAGACAAGCAAUGUAACCAACAAGAAUGACCCCAAAUCCAUCAAUUCUCGGGUCUUCAUUGGAAACCUCAACACAGCAGUGGUGAAGAAGUCAGAUGUGGAGACCAUCUUUUCCAAGUAUGGCCGUGUGGCCGGCUGCUCCGUGCACAAGGGCUAUGCCUUUGUCCAGUAUGCCAAUGAGCGCCAUGCCCGGGCAGCUGUGUUGGGAGAGAAUGGGCGAGUGCUCGCCGGGCAGACCCUGGACAUCAACAUGGCUGGAGAGCCCAAGCCCAACAGACCCAAGGGGCUAAAGAGAGCAGCAUCUGCCAUAUACAGUGGCUUCAGCUUUGACUAUGAUUACUACCGGGACGACUUCUACGACAGGCUCUUCGACUAUCGGGGCCGCCUGUCGCCGGUGCCAGUGCCCAGGGCGGUCCCCGUGAAGCGACCCCGGGUCACAGUCCCUUUGGUCCGGCGUGUCAAAACCACCAUACCUGUCAAGCUCUUUGCCCGCUCUACAGCCAUCACCACCGGCUCGGCCAAGAUCAAGUUGAAGAGCAGUGAGCUGCAGACCAUCAAGACAGAGCUGACGCAGAUCAAGUCCAACAUUGACGCCCUGCUGGGCCGCUUGGAGCAGAUUGCUGAGGAGCAAAAGGCCAACCCAGAUGGCAAGAAGAAGGGUGACGGUGGCAGCGGCGGCGGCAGUGGCAGUGGCAGCGGCAGCGGCGGUGGCAGCGGCAGUGGUGGUAACAGCCGGCCCCCGGCCCCCCAAGAGGACACAACUUCCGAGGCAGGCACGCCCCAGGGAACGGCACAGGCUCGAGACGACGGCGAUGAGGAGGGGCUUCUGACGCACAGCGAGGAAGAGCUGGAGCACAGCCAGGACACAGAUGUGGAGGAUGGGGCCUUGCAGUAAGCAGCCUGACAGGAGCGAUGGCCACCGGCAGGAGAAGGGCGUGCACUAUUCCUAGGCCUCAAGCCGGGCACCUACCCCUGGGUGCCUCCCCCCAGUGGGUACCAGAGGAGAGCUGGCAGCAGGCACCUCCUCCCCACCACGCACCCCAGCCAGUGCCACGUCUUCUGCAGGUGGAGCUGUCAGCCUACCCCUUACCCAUGCCCCCUCCUUGUUUGUACUGCCCAGGCCAGAGGGCAGAGCACAGAGAUCUCCCCACAUUCCACCUUCCCUCCCCAGCACACUCCCAGGCUUGGGAUUUUUCUAUUGGUUUGGAGAAGAUGGGGCCUCAGGGAGGGGACCCUGACAAUAAAGAGAUUGGAUCCCAA